AUGAUCUCGGUGGAGCUGCCAAGGUGGGAGGUUGAUCGUCAGUUCGCAGAAGUGAGACUCCAGAAGGAAAGCGACGGUGCCAGGGUCUUCAGCGCCAGACGACUUCAGCCUUUCUACUCCAGCGUCGCCCUCAAGUGUAUGAAGAAGGACGCUACCAAGAAGAAAGACUUCCUCAAAGAGUUCUACUUGAACUACUACCUCGGGCUUCAUCCUAAUAUUAUUACCUGCUACAACGAAAAGUUUGAAACCAGCUCUUCUUAUGGAUUUGUACAAGAACUUGCUCCGGAGGGCGACCUGGCGAAGAUCGUUGAGACAGAGAGUUUGGGAGAAGCGAGAACCAAACGUGUGACCGAACAAAUUGCCUUCGCUCUGGAGUUUAUACACAAGAAGAACCUGGUUCAUCGUGAUGUUUGCACAGAAAACAUCUUCGUUUUCGACCGAGAACUCUCACUGGUUAAGUUGGGUGACUUCAGCAAGACCCAGCAAGAGGGAGCACUGGUGAAGAAGUUGAAGGUUGCAUCACCUUGGGCGCCACCAGAAGUGAGCGUGGCCGUGUAUAAUGAGGGUUACCACGUCCACAGUAGCCAGGAUGCCUGGCAACUCGGCAUCCUAAUUUUCGUGUGCCUGACUGGUUCAUAUCCUUGGUCUUCGGCCGACAUCACAGACCAUGACUACAAGUCCUGGGUGGCUUUCCUCAAGCGUAAGACCACGAAGAUGCCACAAUGCUUCCGGUGCUUCACUCCUCGUCUUCUUCGCCUUCUACGUCGCCUCCUGCAGCCCAAACCUGAAAAGCGCUUCGGGGUGAAGGAAGUCUACAAAUACCUCUCUGAUCCCUGGCUCGUCAAAGACAAGGAUCAGUUCGAUAAUGUUAUGGAUAACACUGAACAGGAACCAAUAUCACGACAGAAGAAAUCUUUGCUUAAACACGUAGAGACGAAGCUGCUCGAACUGCUACGCUUUCAUCUAAAUAAUUCGGUAGCUUGUCAAGAACCAGAACAGGUAGUACAGACACACAAUUCUUCAGAGGAGGAGAUCUAUACCGCAAGCGAGGGUGUCAGUCCAUCCUGAAGACUUGGUGUAGCAACAAAAGUUCCUGUACCUGAACCAAGCCCACGGGAGUGGGCGAAGAUCUCUCAUGGGGUAUUCACCAAGAUAACCCAUACUAAUUCUCUUAUUUUCAAGUGAGAUGAGUCCCCAUCACGAUACCCCGAGAAUCAUUGCAUGAUACAGACCGCGUCUCAUGUUUUCCCUGACGAGAAAAACUCCACCACCUAGCAUGUUCACUUCCAGUGGCAUCGAAGUCGCUGCACUCCCCUCCCCACAGGAUCUAGUGAUGGAUCCUGUGCAUCCCCGGGAGUCAAACCUUGUUACAAUUUGUAACCACUUAGUUACAACUAGUAACACUACCUAGUUACACCUAGUAACAUUUAAACUUAAACUGACUCGUCUUCCUGUUACUAGCUAAGAAAUCUACAUCAACAUAUAAAUCUAUAACAGCUACUUUUUCCAAGUUUUUUUCUCAAGAAAAUAACAUACAGAAUAUUUCCAAACCUCGUUAUUUACAUCUAAAUACAUACAUACAUUUUUAAUACAGCAAGUGUUUGACAUAAUA
Messenger RNA from Cherax quadricarinatus, 1612 nucleotides. Lineage: Eukaryota; Metazoa; Arthropoda; Malacostraca; Decapoda; Parastacidae. The record is from RefSeq and is a predicted model, not a curated record.